This is a messenger RNA of Racocetra persica, 202 nucleotides long. Lineage: Eukaryota; Fungi; Glomeromycota; Glomeromycetes; Diversisporales; Gigasporaceae. The record is from the annotation of a GenBank genome assembly.
AAUUCUAACCAAUUGGCUUGCAAAAGUACAUAGAUAUGAAAUAACUGGUCAGUGGUAUCUGGAUAGAAUUUGUGAUGAUAGCGGCUAUCAUCAUUUUUAUUGCGAUUUAACGAUAAAAGAAGCUGAUAUCACCAAUCCUAUCGCAGUUAUAGAAAUUCUAGCCAGCGGUUCUGUUCCUAAAAUAAAGAAACAUUUUGAUUAG